CAUCAAAGUGCACCCCUACAGCUCACCGUCUUACAGCCCAGUAGCGUGCUGCAAUGAGCUCAGAAUACCACGGCCAUGGCGGCAGACAGCAGCGGAAACGCCCAAGAGACGACCAGCACGACGAUUUCCGCAGACCUCGACGAGCCGAUUUGCUCUUUUCCCUACAACGCGAUCUCACCAACCUCGCUGAUCCCGGCGGCAGUGUCUCCCCGCUAGAGGAUAUCAAGUAUGUAGGCAGGAAGCUGGCUGGUGAAUUUGAACACCCAGAAAACAAGACACCCAUUCUUGAGCUGAUUCGGGAAGCGGUUGUACAGCUAUCGGUCAAGACGUGUCAGUACAGUGCUGCCGUCACGCUUGCUGGUUUGUCUAAUAAGCAAUUCGCACAAACAAUUGCAGAGUCUGCUGGUGAAUGGGUACAGGAUGCGCUCAAGAGACAAGACUGGCUGCAAUUGAAGUUUCUACUGCGCUUUGUUGCUGGCCUCGACCAGAUCUUGCAAGACUAUGGUGUAUUUGAGUAUUUGAGGCUGUUUGCUACACAGAUUGCUGGCUUAGCGACUCGUUCAGACUAUGCAGAUGCGCUCUGCAAGGUCGUACUCUUGACGUUGCCCUUUGUGGCAUCAAGUACAAGCCGUGCCAAUACGCACAGACUCAACGAUCUCACAACGUUGCUGGGUACACUCGAGCCUUACAUGCAGGUGCGCGGAGCAGCCUCCUUUGGCAAACUGACAAUGCAUUACCAGAAUGACGCAGGACAAGCUCCCUAUGAGCAAAGAGAAGAGCUUUCCAUGCUCUUUGAACAACUCAAGCUCACUGCCGGUCGAGGUUGGAAUAUUCGCGUCCUUGCCCACUUUCAAGAGCACUAUAUUGAAGCCGAGCGUUUCAAACUGCCUAGUCUUGUCCUCGGGGAUGCACCACCUACAGCGUGCAACGAACCUGUUCGCUACGUGCUGAAGCUCUUUGUCAAUCAAGCAACGGAGACAACACCCAAUGAAACGGACUUGAGUGGUAGCUUGCUACGCGAUUUAUCUUGCGAUAUCCUCGAGACUUGUGUUGCGAAUCGCAAAGAUGCUGCACGCUUCUUGAUUGACAUUGAGUCUUAUUUGCCCGGUGGUCUCUUUGUGCUACGGGGUACGCCACUGGACAAGAUUGUCGUGGGACCUCAUGGCGUACCUGCCUGGAAGUCUGAAGAUGUGGUUAUUGAAGCACUCUUUGGCGAAUUGCUAGCAUUGCCUAUGCCACGACAAAAGCCAAUCUACUACCAUGCCGUCCUCACUGAACUCUGUAAAUUGGUACCACAGGCCGUUGCACCGACAUUUGGUCGAGCGAUUCGACAACUCUACAGGACGAGUCCUGCCAUGGAACCAGAAUUGGUCUUUCGAACUUGGGAUUGGUUGUCGCAUCAUUUGUCCAACUUCAACUUCAACUGGAAAUGGCAAGAAUGGGAGGGUGAUUUGACACUACCUGCCUUGUCGCCACAGCUUGUGAUGAUUCGAGAGACGAUUCUCAAGGAGGUGGAGUUGUCGUAUCAUCAACGCAUCAGGACGACGUUGCCAGAAGCGUAUCAUGCAUUGAUUCAAGAGGAAGCACCAGCGCCGCGAUUCACUUAUACAGAGGGUCAUCCCUUGGCAGAGCAAGCAACGGCUCUCUCGACGUUCUUGCAACAACCGCAAACCCCAGAAACGUUGCAACAGGCUGAACCGAUCUUCAAGGCCAUCUCAGAGGCCUCGGCAGAUGGUCAAGAAGAAGCAACACUCAUUCGAGUCUUGGUGGAGUGUGCCUUGCAACUCGGCCACCAGUCAUUCAGUCAUGCACUCAACACCAUUGAACAAACACUGCUCUUACUCAAACAACGCUGCAGCGUUUCUCGUGAAAAGCAACGCCAAACAGUCACAUGCGUCAUGCGAUUUUGGCGAGAACGACCAGCUGUUGGCCUUGCGCUUCUUUCGAAAAUGGUCAACUAUGGUAUCAUUGAAGGGUCUGCCUUGGUGGAUUGGCUGCUUGCCAUGGCGAACCAAGAAGCAUCGCUUGCAACGGAUACAAUAGCUUGGGAAACGAGUGUUUUGGGGAAUCGCAGUAUUUUGGCACAAAGCGCGGCUUGGGAGUUGUUGCAGCUGGUGUUUGCGAAGCAAGCAACACAGACUGGACAAUUGCAGCAGCGUCAGGCUGUGCUCACGAAGAAUAUCGCUCGGCAGGAGAAGUUACUAUCUGAUGCAGCUGCACGCGCUGAAGCUGCAAGAGCGGAAGCUGACAAGGUCGCCGCUGCAAAAGUGGAAGCUGACAAGGUUGCCGCUGCAAAGGCUGAUGCUGGUGAAGCUGCAACGAACGGUGAUGGUCAAGCACCGAGUGCAGAAACUGCUGCUGAUACGACUAUGACUGAGGCGACGCCAGUGGUGAAGGCAGAGGAAGAUUUACAAACGGCAGCACUUGCCAGAGCUAAAGAUACCUUGGCCGAGAAUGUCGCAGAGCUUGCAAAAGUCGAGCAACGCAUUGCAACGGUUGCACAAGAAAAAGUGGAAGUGGUUGCACGGCUGUGCAGUGGCUUGGCAGGACUCAUUCGAGAGAGUGAAGGGUUGCAGGCUUGGUGGGCACGGGGUCUGUUGCGGACUGUUGCACGCAGGCAGAGGGAUAUUCUAUGGCAGACUGGCGAUGCAGCCGAGGAUGCUGCAACAGUAGAGGAUGCCUUGCGGGAGAUCCAUAGGGACACAUAGCUCGGCAUCAGAGGAGUCUGUAGCAAUUGUCGCCUUGAAUAG
Protomyces lactucae-debilis is the source of this 2750-nucleotide messenger RNA. Its product is annotated as MIF4G like-domain-containing protein. The record is from RefSeq and is a predicted model, not a curated record. The transcript has a single exon. Gene Ontology annotation, biological process: mRNA export from nucleus; nuclear-transcribed mRNA catabolic process, nonsense-mediated decay. Lineage: Eukaryota; Fungi; Ascomycota; Taphrinomycetes; Taphrinales; Protomycetaceae. Gene Ontology annotation, molecular function: RNA cap binding; mRNA binding. Gene Ontology annotation, cellular component: nucleus; nuclear cap binding complex. Bases 54 to 2708 code for a protein of 884 amino acids.